Malania oleifera is the source of this 2238-nucleotide messenger RNA. RefSeq lists its product as uncharacterized. The transcript has 2 exons. Bases 446 to 1354 code for a protein of 302 amino acids. Lineage: Eukaryota; Viridiplantae; Streptophyta; Magnoliopsida; Santalales; Ximeniaceae. The record is from RefSeq and is a predicted model, not a curated record.
AGAGCGCAUGAGGCUUUUUUUUUAAAGCGGCGUCGUUUCGUUGUGUUUCCAAAACGACGUCAAACUGGUGUCAUUUUCCUUAUAUUUUAAUCCGCCGUCGUUUUGACUUGGAGAGAAAGGCGCGUUUUGCAAUAUCGUAAAAAAUAGAUGUCGGGAAUUAGAAACUCGUUCUUACGGGGAGGGGGAGAGGGAGAGAGAGCGCACUUUCGUCGUUUUCAAAACGAUUCAGUCACAUGGAGCUGUUUUGGAGGGAGAUGCUUAUUGUAGAAGAAGCAUAGUCAUCUUCACCAAACUUCUAUCUCUCGGUGUAAACCAGGGAGAAGAAAAUCAACUACAGACAGAGCUGCGGUUGGCCAAGGGAGUUUCAAAUUUCGGAAAUUAAUUGAUUCAAUUUCUGUUGCUCUCUUAAUUUUUUUAUUUUUUUUCUAUUUUCUGUUCCAUUUCUAUGAUGGAACCUGAAUCUUCUAUGCAUUCUGCUUCUAUUGCAAAUGUUGAUGAAUCUUCAAGAAAUCCAUGGGAUGAUUCUCCAAGUGUUUAUUACUUGCAUCAAUCGGAUAACCUUGGAGCUCUUCUAGUCUCCGAAAUCUUGACUGGUGAAAAUUAUGUUGCAUGGAGUAGAUCUAUCUCCAUUGCUCUUACAGUUAAGAAUAAGAUCACAUUCAUAGAUGGUACUCUGCCUCAAUCCAAUUUUGGUGAUUCUCGGAUUCGAAUUGCCUGGUUGAGAGCAAAUAAUCUCGUUCUAUCUUGGCUAAUGAAUUUUAUAGCCAAAGAAAUUCAUGGGAGUCUGUUAUACUUCACAGCUGCAUGUGAUGUUUGGGAAGAACUCAAGACAAGGUACCUUCUAAGUGAUGGUCCAAGAGUCUUUACCCUAGAAAAAUCUCUCAGUUCGAUUUCUCAAGGAACAAGAUUAGUCACUGAAUACUUCAAUGAAUUCAAGACCCUCUGGGAUGAAUAUAUCAGCUACAGACCAAUUCCAAGUCGCAGAUGUGGAACUCUUGAUAAGUGUUCUUAUAAUUUUUUAAAGAAUUUUACAAAUAGGCAGCAAUCAGAUUAUGUGAUGAAGUUUCUCAUUGGUUUGCAUGAUUCGUACUCUAUGAUGCGAAGUCAAUUACUUCUCCAAUCACCUUUGCCUUCUAUGAGCAAAGUUUUUUCUUUGCUACUGCAAGAAGAAAGUCAAAGAUCAUUGUCUAAUGCUGUUAAUUUUUCCAUAGAUUCUCAUGCUAUGACUGCUGCACAAACACAGAAGUCUGUUACUACUAAUGGUACGUGUUUCAAAAAAUUGAAAGCCAAAGGAAAUGUUAUUUUUUCCCAUUGUGGAUAUACUGGUCACCUUGCAGAUAAUUUUUCCACUUGAUUGGAUUUCCACCUGGAUGGAAAGGUCCACAAGGCAAGAAAAUUAUUCUUGCUCAACAUGGAAAUACAAAUACAAAUACAAAUUUGUCCAAUGCAAAUGUUGCUUCUUCUUUGGAGUUAAAUUCAAGCAUCUCAAAUAUAUUUUCUUAAGAGCAAAUUCAAAACUUGCUGUCCCUUGCAAAUAGCCUUUCUAAUACACACAUGAACUCCAUAGCAAAUACUGCCUUUACAUCAGGUAUCAUAUCAUGUCAUGUUGUUUCAGCUAACAAAAAUAAUUCUCCGUGGAUUCUUGAUACAGGAGCUACAGAUCAUAUGAUUCAUUCUCCCCAUUUUUUCACUUCAAUUCAUCUACCAAAACAAUCAUCUGUAGUCCAUUUACCAAAUGGUCAAUCUGCUCCUGUUAUUUUCGCUGGAACUGUACAUUUUUCAGCUGAUAUUUUCGUACAUAAUGCUCUUUACAUUCCUUCAUUCAGUGUUAAUCUCAUAUCUACUUCAAAAUUUACUAAAUAAAAUUCCAUUAGUUUGUUUUUCCUUCAAUCCAAAUGUAUUUUGCAGAACCUAAUCAGCUGGAAGAUGAUUGGUCUUGCUGAAGUGAAGUCUGGCCUAUAUCACCUACAACAACCUUCUGUUCUAGCAAGGAAUAAAUCUGAUCUCAAUUGUAUAUCUUCUGUUUCUUCAGUAAAUAAUUGUACUACCAAUGUUGAUAUUUGGCAUUUUCGUCUAGGACAUAUUCCAUCUACCAGAUUGAAAUUUAUUAGUGAUAUAAAUUCCAAUGUAUCAACAAAUCCAAUUCAUAUAUGUGAAAUCUGUCCUUUAGCCAAACAGAAAAGGCUUGUAUUCCCUGUAUCAAGUAGCUAUUCAAAUAAAGCUUUUCAAUUAGUUCAA